GAUUUUCAAAAUAACAAAUGCAAUUAUAUAGAAGUUGGAUGAAUUAUUUAGCGCUGCGUAAUACCCUAAUAGUUACAUUUAUUUUUCAUGGGUCCAUACAUCCCAAAAAGAGGGACAACUGAGGAGGAACCAGAAAAAGAGGAAUUUAUUUCAAAAAGAUGCUUCACCAGCAGGGGCGGACUGACAACUCAUUGGGCCCCCGGGCAAUAGGGGAUCAUGGGGCCCCUGUGUCCUUGCCCACACUCAAACCACACCCAAAAAAGCCUAUGAAAGGUACCAGGGGCAUCUCAUGGGGCCCCCUACUGACCCCGGGCCCUCGGGCAGUGCCCGAGUUUCCAAAUGGUCAGUCUGCCCCUGGC
Molecule: messenger RNA, 359 nt
Organism: Staurois parvus
Lineage: Eukaryota; Metazoa; Chordata; Amphibia; Anura; Ranidae
Source: the annotation of a GenBank genome assembly